Molecule: messenger RNA, 465 nt
Organism: Symbiodinium sp. CCMP2456
Lineage: Eukaryota; Dinophyceae; Suessiales; Symbiodiniaceae
Source: the annotation of a GenBank genome assembly
AUGGGCCGCGGAUGCGCUGCGGCAAAGCCGCUGCAAGUCCUUUGCCUGGACAUCCGACCCAGCGAUGCAGCGGACGUUGACCUCCUGGCAGACCUCCGCAAUCCUGCCGCCAUCCAGAAGAUACUUUUUGACAAGUAUGCAGUGCAGGAAAUGGUGAUUGCUGUCAAGCCACCACUGCUGGGACCGUCCUACCAGACCUUCAUGGAAAUCAACCUCGCUGGUCUCGCGGAUCUCGUGAACAUGGCCGAGCGGCACAACGUCCGAAGCCUGCUCUAUGUCUCAUCUUUUGCAGCCUGCAACCACUGGGUGCCACAUCACAACGUGGCAGAAUCAGAUCCGGCAGCGAGCCCGCCCCUGACGUCCUUGCGCUCGCCCUACGACCUCUCCAAAGCCAUGACAGAGCAGUUUAUUCUGCAGAAGCACUCAGAGAGUGGAAUGCGAACGGUUAGCAUCCGAAUCGGCGGC